Messenger RNA from Mya arenaria, 3149 nucleotides. Its product is annotated as polynucleotide 5'-hydroxyl-kinase NOL9-like. Bases 115 to 2922 code for a protein of 935 amino acids. The transcript is spliced from 13 exons. Gene Ontology annotation, molecular function: polynucleotide 5'-hydroxyl-kinase activity. Gene Ontology annotation, biological process: cleavage in ITS2 between 5.8S rRNA and LSU-rRNA of tricistronic rRNA transcript (SSU-rRNA, 5.8S rRNA, LSU-rRNA). Gene Ontology annotation, cellular component: nucleus. The record is from RefSeq and is a predicted model, not a curated record. Lineage: Eukaryota; Metazoa; Mollusca; Bivalvia; Myida; Myidae.
AAGUGAAAGUAGGAAAUACGACGCACAUGUAUUAGGCAUUUAACGAUUAUUUGAUGACUGCAGUUAAUAGCGCUUAUAAACGCCCUAUCUGUAUACGCUGUUCACAAAAUCAACAUGAAAGGAAAGAAAAAAAAUAAGUUGAAGGGAAAGCCAAUGCCCGUCAAAGGAAAUCAAGAAACAAAACUACACGUAGAUUUGAAACUAGAAAAAGAACCAACUGCAAAGAAGAGAAAACAGUCAUCUGAAGUCGAAAAUGAUGAAGUUUCUGCUGCUAGAAAAAAAGCAAAGACUGCAUCCGAGAUGACCAAAAAAAAUCUAAAAGACAUGCCAGUAACUGAUUCAAAGAAAGAAGAAAAGAAAAAAGCCAAGUCUGCUUUUGAGAUGACAAAGAAAUCUGAAAAGCACAUGCCGGUCACUGAUUUAGAUAAAAGGAGAGAGAAUAAAGCAAAAUCUGCUUUUGAAAUCAGAAAGAAAAGUGUCACUGAGACAAAGAAUGAAGAAUUACGACUGGAAACAGCAGUGUCAAAGAAUAAAAAGAAGAAGAAGAAAAAGUCAGGGAAAAAUAGUCCUGCGGCAGUGAAUAGAAUUGAAAAAAAUAGUCCUGCUGCAGUGAAUAGAAAUGAAAAAAAUAGUCCUGCUGCAGUGAAUAGAAAUGAAAAAAAUAGUCCUGCUGCAGUGAAUAGAAAUGUAGAAAGGAGUAGGAAAAGUCCGAGAAAGCAAGGAAUGAUUAAGAAAACAAAAGAGGACAAAGAAGCUUCUGUAGCCACAUCUAGAAAUGAUGAUACCAUUGAGAGUAUUUGGGGUAGAAUAAUGAAGGGAAACAAAGCUAACAGCAUUAAAGAAAUGCAAGGAGAGAAAAAAGAUGGUGGCUUUACUCAAGUUUCGGAAAGUAAUAAACGAAGUAAGCAGAAAGGAAAAGUUGACAAUGAAUUGGCGAAGACUGGAAGUGAUGUUGCCUUAAGUGGAAAUGUUAAUCUUGUGUCUGAAAUCAAUGAAGCUUCAGAAACAGUUGGAAAGGGUAAGAAAAAGAGGAAGAAAAACCAAGCAGAUGCUGAAGAUGAUACAAAGGUGAAGAAGUUGAAAGGAUCAGAUAAGGACAUCAGUGACAAAUGUUUUCAAGGGGAUUUUGUACUGGACAAUCAUAACAUUGCAAGCUCUUCAAAAGAUGGUGCUGAAAUGGGGCCUGAUGUUGAUGAGGCAAUUGUGGAUUUGAGUGAGACUAGCCUGACAGAGCUUGAUGAAAUAUCAGUGAAAAGACCAGUUGCUCUGGAGUUUGGAAAGAGUGUUCUUGUGAUUAUGAACCACCCAAUGGAAGUUCCGAUACGGGGACGAGCAAGGGUUUGUGGCAUUAUGGGAACAGCGACAUCCAUGGGCUACGAUAUAAAACCGGGAAAACCUGCGGCAGAAAUUUAUUCUCCCGCUAGUAAUAGUCUGGUUACCAUAGCAACACAAUCUGGUGAAAAUGAUGUCGGAAAGGCGAUGAAAACCAUUGGAGAAAUGUGCAAUGAAGUUAAUGUUACUAAGGGAAAAGCUAAGCUUAUGGCAAGUCUUAGAAAAGUUUUAGAAAUUGAAAAUGAGUUUGUAAUUUUAAAGUUUGAUAAGAUACAAACUAAUAUGUGUAAGUUUAUGUCAAGUUUCUUUCCAUACUCGAGUAUCUUUAAGCUCAGUGAUGAUCAGUCGUUUCUUAGUAGGAAGUUACUUCCCUUAGAAGUGAUAAUGCCAUGUGAGAACACUGAUUUGCCUACCAUACAGACUUCACAAAAGUUGAACUCUAUGACAGCAUCAUGGGAAAGUGCUUUAAAAGCUGAAGUAGCUCCUGUUAUGGUAGUCUGCGGAGGGAAGAAUUCUGGAAAAUCUACAACCAACAGAAUUCUCAUGAACGUUUCACUGAACAGUGUGGAGAGUUUGUACUAUUUGGAGUGUGACAUUGGACAGACAGAGUUCACACCGUCAGGAGUUGUGGCCCUUUACAGAGUUACUGCCCCUGUUAUAGGUCCGCCAUUCUGUCAUCAAAGGAAACCUGUCUGUGCAUAUUUUUAUGGGGGUGUGAGCCCAAGAGAUGAUCCAGACCAGUAUUUACGCUGUGUUCAGAUGUGCGUGAAGACAUACCAACAGAUCGAGGGUCCGAAACCUCUCAUUGUGAACACUAUGGGUUGGAUGAAAGGUCUGGGCUGGCAGUUGUUUGUGGACACAGUUCGUUGGGUACGCCCUAGUCAUAUCGUUCAACUGACGUCCCACAACAAACACGACAACAUUGACCCUCUCUCAUUUCCCAAGCUGAAUUCUUACAGCUGGUCAGACCUGUCUCAGAACAAGACACUUUGUACUUUACCCAGAUUUCUGAACAGGGAGCCCAAAAUUAUCCACAUUGAUGAAACCAUUUCUCCGAGCCAUGACUUCAAGCUGACAGCAGCAGAUUACAGAAAUCUGAGCAUUCUGAGCCACCUUGGCAACGACCUUGAACCAGGCUUGACCUUGACCUCAGUGACCCCAUUUGAGAUCGCCUGGCGCAACGUGUGUGUACAUGUAUGCAGCAUGGAGGUGCAGAGGUCACAGAUCAUGUACGCUUUGAAUGCCAGCCUGGUUGGCCUGUGUAAGGCAGAUAUUUCACAGGGUGAGAGAUACUAUGACGAGGGGCCAGUUUUCAUGCCUCCGGAUACUAUCUUCCAGUGGAUUGGCUUUGGAAUUGUGCGCGCGAUUGAUCCAGAACAGAAACUAUUCUACAUUGUGACCUCCUUGUCUGAAGAAGAGCUAGGGGAGGUGAACUCUAUUGUGAAAGGGGGAGUCACUCUGCCUGAGUACCUUCUGACCUUACAGAAGCAACCAAGGCUGGUCUACGCAGAUGAGGUGGUGUCAACAAUUGGAAUACAUUGUAAGAAGCGGAGGAAAAGACUCACUAGACAAAAUCAAGGAAAAUUUUGACCCUUACAUUUAUGACGGUCUUAAAAGGAAGAGACAAUUUAAUUAUUGUUUUAUUGUGUUGUUGAAGUUCAGCCACCAGAGAGAACCACGGUUUAGAUAAUUUAAUAAUAAAUAGAUUUUUAGAGCAUUUUUUAUGAUUGUGCAGUUUUUAUCAGAUUUCUAAAAUUAUGCCACAUUCAUGUUUUAAUAUGAAUUAUUUAGGAAUAAAUGGUUUAUUAAUGAUUUAA